This is a messenger RNA of Portunus trituberculatus (swimming crab), 1084 nucleotides long. Its product is annotated as dehydrogenase/reductase SDR family member 4-like. The record is from RefSeq and is a predicted model, not a curated record. Lineage: Eukaryota; Metazoa; Arthropoda; Malacostraca; Decapoda; Portunidae. Gene Ontology annotation, molecular function: carbonyl reductase (NADPH) activity. The coding region runs from base 68 to 910 and encodes 280 amino acids. The transcript is spliced from 7 exons.
AUGAGGUGUUUACGGGGCCAGAUACGCCUCCCUGCCAGACAGAGCAGGCACAUAUACCACACUAAGCAUGAAUCGCCUGUAUCAUUUAUCUCGGCCUGUGUCUUUCCUGGCCUCCAUCACCACGAGAGCAAUGGCCACGACAGCUACAGGGGAAGGAAGACUGGCAGGCAAGGUGGCCAUAGUAACCGCCUCUACUGAUGGCAUUGGUUUUGCCAUUGCCCAGAGGUUGGGGCAGGAGGGAGCCAAGGUUGUGGUGAGCAGCAGAAAGCCAGCCAACGUGGAGCGAGCAGUAGCAGACUUACAGGGAAUAGGGUGUACAGUGGUGGGCAUCCCCUGUCACGUCUCCAAGCAGCAAGAACGCCAGUCUCUCAUUGACAAGACAGUGGAAAAAUUUGGUGGUCUUGACAUCCUGGUAUCAAACGCUGCUGUGAAUCCUGCUGUGGGUGGAGUGUUGGAUUGCUCAGAGGGUGUGUGGGACAAGAUCUUUGAGGUGAAUGUUAAGAAUGCACUGCAGCUCACUCAGCUGGCUGUUCCUCACAUGCGACAGAGAAAGGGUGGUGCUAUUGUCUAUGUUUCAUCCAUUGGAGGAUAUCAACCACUGCCGCUGCUGGGAGCAUACAGUGUGAGCAAGACAGCACUACUGGGGCUGGGCAAGGCUGUGGCACAAGAAGUAGCCUCAGAUAACAUCAGAGUGAACUGUGUAGCUCCGGGAGUAGUGCGGACUAAAUUCUCCAGCUUUCUGACAGAAAACCCAGCAAUCCAUGAGAAGACAAUAGAGAUGAUUCCCUUGGGCAGGGUUGCUGAGCCCAAGGAGAUGGGUGGGCUAGUGGCUUUCCUGUGCAGUGAUGAUGCUUCCUACAUCACUGGGGAAUCAUAUGUGGCAGCAGGAGGCAUGCUUUCAAGACUUUAGGUGCUAUUAUUGAUAUUUCACUUGUUAUUCAGAUUUGGGGUUCAUUUAGAAUUCCAUAAUAAACAGUUGUGUAUUCGUAUAUAGAUUUGUUGGGUGUAUUGUUAUAUACAAUAGUUAAUAUGUAUUUUUGUAAGUAUAUGUGUGUGCUUUAUUCUUUAAUUAUAUAUAUGAAAA